UUGGUAAUAUUUAACGGGACAGUUGGGGUGACAUGGCUGAGCACCACGCAUGAGGCAGAAUUAGAAAACAUCGAUGACGUUGUUUGCUUCUCAUACACAGAAACUCCAGAUCAAGGAUCGUUCUGCUUUGAAUAAUGGACUGACUGGACUGACUGAUCAGUCAUGGACACCUUCCCUCUGUUAGUGCUUCUGCUGUCAUGGAGGACUGAAGUUGAAGCUCAAAUAAAACUAUUCCCAGAAAACCUGACGGUCCUGAGAGGGGAAAAGGCCAGAUUUACCUGCACUCCUUCUAACAGCCAGUGGACUGCUAUGAUCUGGCUGCUGAAUGGUGAGGUAGCGCUCACUAUCUCUAAUAAACAUGGUGUCCUGCAAUCCCCCAACACGAGUCUGAUGGCUGAAAAAAAGAAAGACGGAUGGAUGCUUGUCCUGAAUAACACAGAGAGACACGACCAGGGAGAGGUGACCUGUGAUCUCCAGGGCGUUGAUAGGAAAACAGCGAGGCUGUUUGUACAAGAAAAGGGCAGUGUGAAAAUCCUUGGGAAUAACAGGUUGGCUUUUCAGCGAGAUUCAGUCCUGUUUAAAUGUGAAGCAGCAGGAUGGCACCCUGAGCCUGUUCUGAAAUGGGAGGUGAAUAAUAAAGAGGUGAGUCCAAGUGAAUACAACAUCAGCAGUGAAGAGUCGAAGGAGAGCCUCUUCACCUUGACCAGCAACCUCAGUGUGCUGGCAGCAAAAAGUUCUCACGUGGACUGUCUGGCCUCUGUUUCUGCCCUCCCCCAACCACUGAAGAGCACAAUCAGUCUAAAAGUGGGUGUUACGACUUCAGACUGGAUUCAGUUUCAGCAAAAGGUUCCUCACAGGGAACAUCAGGCACUGGGACAAUUUCCGAAAGAGAUUCUUCAGCUGGUGGAACAUUGGUCAUUGACAGACUGUCAGAAGGACAUUCUUCAUUUGAUUACUGAAGGAGGUUCUUUGACUUGUGUAACAUUAGGCACUGAUAGAUUUUCAAAUGGAGAUCCUUCACUGGGAAGACUAUCGGACAUUCUCAGACUUUCAAAUGGAAGUUCUUCAUUUGGAAAAACAUCCAGAAGACUUGAAUGGGGGUCGAAGAUUUUGGAUAUGUGGAUCUUGGCUACAUCGGCAAUCAUCUUCAGCAACACCGGUGCAAAGUUUGCUAUGUUUUUAAAUAGAAUUUCUGUCUGAUCUCCGUCAGGAUACUCUGGACCAUAUCGUCUCGGAUGGGUGAAGAUGGCCUGGCCUUCCAUCACUGUGAGAUUUUUGGAGACAUGAUCCAAAGUGGCCUUUGUGGCACUUGUGGAGAGUAUGCUUAAACUCUGGGAGGCCAUGUUUAAGAGGGGACGAGGAGAAAGCUCCCAGAAAGAUGCGGGGACCGACCUCUAUCACCACCUCCUGUGCGGUGGGAAGUCUGGUGCUUUGUGGUUCCUGCUGCCUGUCUUUCAGGAUUUGAAUGUAAUCCUUCACCGCGCUGAGGAGUUUAGGUGUCCUUUAGAAUAACAUUGUAAAAAUGAUUUUUUAAACAUAUUUGAAGCAUCACAUAAAUAUUGAAACACUGUAGCUGGACUGUUAAUAACUGUAUGUCAGAUGUGACUCACUGAAAUUUAGGAGGUAUGGCCUCUGGAAUUUUAAGGAACAUUCUGACUUGAAACUCAGUGUCCCUCAUUUUGAUAAAGACAUUCACUGCCCAUACCCGAAACAGAAAACACAUUUACAGUGCAGUUUUGUUUAGAGGUUAUGUGAACAUAAUGAAAAAAGAAAUCUCCAAAUUACUUCAAGUCUUGUGAGUUUUCUAGUCUUACCAGAUUCAGAAGAGGUUUGGUUUCCUCUUCUUCAAAAUCUUCUCAUUCAAACUCCCAAAGUCUUCAAAAGAAAAACAAACAAACAGAGGUUUUCUCUCAGUAUUUACACUUUAUCACAAACAGACUUCAGGUGUCACAGUAACUCACUGCUCUUUGAGUGUCUCCUUGCUUUUCUCCACCAAAAGAUCUCUCAGAUCUUCGGCAGUGAUGUUUGGUGGAAUUAGAUUUUCCUGCUGAAGUCUGAGAAACUCCAUCAUCAUUGCAAUCCUAAAAUAAAAGGAGACAUUUAAUCACCACCACUCUCAGGUCCUCAGAAAUUACCUGAUAUUUUCUGUCAGUUUUGGUUUGCAUGGAUCUGGGUCUUACCUGAGCCCUGUAGCCAGGAAGAUGGCAGUAGAUCUUUACAGCUGUGUCAUAAAUGGGUGUGUUGAACAACACCUGUCAAAGAAAUAGCAAAUUACUCAUUGUUACUUAAAAUGAUUCUCAAUUUGUCAACUUUUAAAAAUACAUCAAAUUCUUUAAAUGGUUGAAAUGCAGUAUAAACAAAAACUGUCACAUACCCUGAUGGGUUUGUAGAUUCCUCGACUUGCUUCCAUUUAGAUGUUAUAGUCGUAUUGCAGUCGGGAACAAAAACUGUCAAAUACUCUCCAACGAUGGCGUAAGUUAAGAUCUUGAUCUGAAAAUGCUCUGAACACACCUCUGGUUUUGCUUGCACAGAUGAGCUGUUCUUAUCUUGUCUUUAAGUCUGACGUCAUUAGCCGUGUCUGAGUCCAAACUCUGCUAAGUCAAAGAUCACUGCAUUACUGAGAGUUGAUAAA
Messenger RNA from Neolamprologus brichardi, 2632 nucleotides. RefSeq names its product immunoglobulin superfamily, member 5b (gene igsf5b). Lineage: Eukaryota; Metazoa; Chordata; Actinopteri; Cichliformes; Cichlidae. The record is from RefSeq and is a predicted model, not a curated record.